GCACACAAUUCUGGAAUAUCUGAAGUUUUUCGGCCGCAUGAUUGGUGAUGUAGUGAUCGGUGAAAACUGACAAAUCUGAGUUUUCUUUUGCAGCACCGGAUGGCAAUAAUCAGCCGCUGCAAAUACUUUCGAUGGUUCGUUUCAGCUUGCAUUUUUGCCUGGAUUCAACUGCCUCGCAUUUUUGUUGGAGACCCGUCAUGGUCUCAGAGAAAGAUUGGAGGCAGCGAUUGCAGGGCUUACGUUCAGGACAAGUUAGGUCCCGCUUCUAUGUCCUCUUUGGAGAAACUCGAGGUUUUGAGAGAAGAUACAAGAAUCCAAAGGGUCGUGGUGAUUUUUCGCCAUGGUCACAAGGAAAUUGUUGAGAAAAAUGCUUUCCUUCCAGAUGAAAUUUUCUGGCGGUUGCAGCAGGAAGCAAGUUUGACAGAAGUGGGUCGGCGGCAAGCGCAGGAGUUGGGAAAACAGUUGCAAACUCGAGGCCUGGAUGCAGCCAAUGUUGAGUGGGUGGAGCUUCUUAGCAGCGAAGCACCGAGAUGCAUCGACACGAUGUUGGCCGUUCAAGAAGCAUCCAACCCAGGUCACCCGGGCCACUCUGUGAAGACUGUGAAGACCGAAGCCGCCUGGAUGAACGCCACUCACAGACCUAGAGAGGAGAAGGAAGCAGCAGAUGAGAUGAGGGCUAUUGGUUGGCAGUCAAUCAUGGAACGCUUGUCCUCUGGUGAGCGGAUCACUGGAUACUUGUCAUUGGAUGAAGCCGUGCAAAAACUCAGGAACACAUCAUUGACAGUGAAACGUCGGCCAAAUGAUCCAAAUGUGGGUGCUUCAUUGAAACCUUUGGAAAUGAUUUUGGUGUGCACACACGAUGUGAUUCUGUAUGCCCUUGCAACUUGGUUCAUGGAAGGUAUGGCCCCCAACAAACCAGACUUUCUGGAAACUGCUUUGUGGUGGCAAGAAGGAGGCCAAGAACAUUUCUAUUACGGCUCGCAAGAAUUUGUGAAGAAGUGUCCAAGUUCUUAGGCCUUGGAACAACUUGGAACAACUUGGAAUCAAUAUGUCUUGUCGCAGACUAUGCAUUUCAUGUAUCCAAAAGGCCACGAGGGGCUGCGAGGACAUGGAACUACUGGGCACAGCCAUUGCGUUUCAAAUUUGCCACUUGAGAUGAGUUGCUAGUGACUGUUUCAGGACUAGUUCAAGUUGGUGUGCUGCGAUCUUCACUGGAGUGGCCCAGAGCCUUCGGGCUUUGCGCAGUGGUUUCCAAAGACAGUUUUCUACAAAGAAAC
Molecule: messenger RNA, 1277 nt
Organism: Cladocopium goreaui
Lineage: Eukaryota; Dinophyceae; Suessiales; Symbiodiniaceae
Source: the annotation of a GenBank genome assembly